AACACAUUCCUGAUUCCGCAAUGAAGAAUCUCCGGAGACUUCCUCACAUAUUUAACUACUUUCUGGAAUUGUCGUUCCGUUCUAAUGAAGAUGUGGCGGUGGAAGAGAAGGAAGGAUUCUUCCGUUUCAUGGCAAAAAUCAAACUAGAAGGAGCUGGGGAUGGACAAGUGAGAACACUGGAAGUAGAGAUUCAUCCUGCAGGGGUAAGGAAGAUCGUUGUGAGAAAGGGAAAUGCAGCCGGGGAAGAUGAGCAUGAAUUGAAUGUGGAUACAUAUUGGAGGUACAGAUUGACUGCUUCGACUAUGUCGGAGCUGGCCGCGGUGGUAUUUGUGGAUGGAGAGCUGAUAGUGAUGGUGCCCAAGUAUGACUAAGGUCGUAGAGAAUUUGAUAAUGGAUCUAGAGGUGUUUGGAGAGACGCUGAACUUGUUUUUGUACAAUAGUUAACAUUUUCACAUUUUAUGAAUCAAUUAAACAAACUACUAGUA
Messenger RNA from Solanum pennellii, 485 nucleotides. RefSeq lists its product as uncharacterized. The transcript has a single exon. Bases 21 to 371 code for a protein of 116 amino acids. NCBI's taxonomy places the organism in Eukaryota, Viridiplantae, Streptophyta, Magnoliopsida, Solanales, Solanaceae. The record is from RefSeq and is a predicted model, not a curated record.